Messenger RNA from Tripterygium wilfordii, 1769 nucleotides. Its product is annotated as UDP-glycosyltransferase 83A1-like. The coding region runs from base 1 to 1350 and encodes 449 amino acids. The transcript is spliced from 2 exons. Lineage: Eukaryota; Viridiplantae; Streptophyta; Magnoliopsida; Celastrales; Celastraceae. The record is from RefSeq and is a predicted model, not a curated record. Gene Ontology annotation, molecular function: UDP-glycosyltransferase activity.
AUGGGCAAUCCACAUAUUCUGGUUGUACCUUAUCCAGCUCAAGGCCAUAUAAUUCCUCUAGUGGAGAUAUCUCUGUGCUUAGCCAAACUUGGAUUUAAAAUCACAUUUGUAAACACAGAGUAUAACCAUGACCAAGUCAAGAGAAACCUACAAGGUGAUGUAGGGGUUCAGAUUAAUCUAGUCUCAGUCUCGGAUGGAAUGGAACCUGGAGAGAGUAGGAAUCAGCCGGGAAAGGCAUCUGGAGCAAUAUUGCAGGUUAUGCCAGGAAAGAUAGAGGAACUCAUCGAACGAAUUAAUGGAUCCGAGAGUGAAAAGAUCACUUGUAUACUGGCAGAUCAGAGCAUUGGAUGGGCACUGGAAAUUGCAGAGAAAAAGGGCAUCCAACGAGCUGCCUUCUGUCCUGCAGCAGCUGCGCUGUUGGUGUUGGGAUUUAGCAUCCCAAAGCUCAUCAAUGAUGGAAUUAUUGAUAACAAUGGGACUCCUACAAAAGAACAGACAAUAAAGUUGUCGCCAACCAUGCCUGCCAUGAACACCAAACACUUUGUGUGGGCUUGCCUGGGUAAUACAAGUGCACAGAAGCAUAUUUUUCAGCUUAUGGUUAGAAACAACCAGUCUAUGAAAUUAACUGACUGGCAGCUUUGCAACUCAACUUAUGACCUUGAGCCUGCAGCAUUCACGUUAGCUCCACAUAUUGUACCUAUAGGCCCUCUCCAUGCAAGCAACCAGCUUGAAAACUUAGCAGGAAAUUUCUUGCCAGAAGACUCAACUUGUUUAACAUGGCUUGAUCAACAGCCACCGGAAUCAGUUGUAUACAUUGCAUUUGGAAGUACCACUGUUUUGGACCAAACUCAGUUUAAACAAUUGGCCCACGGGCUAGAACUCUUGAACCGACCAUUCCUGUGGGUUGUUCGUCCUAAUAUUACAGAAGGAACAAAUCUGAAGGAAUUUCAAGACAGAGUCAGAGAUCGUGGGCAGAUCGUUGAUUGGGCACCUCAAAAGAAGGUUCUUGCUCAUCCUUCCAUAGCUUGCUUCAUAACCCAUUGCGGUUGGAAUUCCACCAUUGAAGGCGUGAAUAAUGGGGUCCCGUUGUUAUGCUGGCCUUACUUUGCUGACCAGUUCAUCAACCAAAGCUACAUCUGUGAUAUUUGGAGCAUUGGCUUGGGCUUUAACCGGGAUCAGAGUGGGAUCAUAACAAGCAGUGAAAUUAAGAAUAAGAUAGAGCAACUACUGGGCAACAAAAAUUACAAGGAAAGGGCAUUGGAUCUCAAAGAAAAGAUCACGAAUAGCAUCAAAGAAGAAGGUACUUCCCACAAAAAUUUCAACAACUUCAUUGAAUGGCUAAGGACAUAAGUUUUAUAUGUAUUAUUCCAACAUCUUAGAAAAUUGUAAAUGGUUGUAAGGGAAGGAAGUUACCUGCCUAUUCUGACCAUGGAUAACAGGCCACAAGGGAACAUAGUCUACUUCUGCUCCACACAUAUAUCAAACCUAGCAUUUGCAACUUUCCAAGCACAUCUAAAUUCGAUUUCUUCUGGAUAAGUCCUCUAAAAAUCUUCAAAACCAAUUUCACAUCCAUCUCCACUGCCCUAACCACGGUUGAGCUACAUAAUUACAUGCUUUGUACAAGCACCAAAACCUAACAUGUAAAUUUGAUUUUCGUAAUAGUCCAAACAAUUCUCAAUUCUCAAACAACCAAAAGAGGAAUCCAAGGGAAGGGAAGGAACAAAAACCAAAGACGCGAAGAGAUAUUGAACAAUUGGUUAAUAGAUACC